AUGGAUGGUAAUAUGGGUGAGAUGUCUGUACACAGUCAGGACAGCCGAGCCAUGCUGCACUCUCGGGAUAUCACGGCUGCCUUCCCUCGUCCUUCUCUGGGGGGCCCUUCCAUGGGCCUGGAGUCAGAACACCAGAGCCCUGGGUAUGACCACAGCAUGGCAACACUGGGGUACAGUAGGGAUGUACCAACAAGCUGUGGCAGCACAUACACCACAUUGACACCUCUUCAGCCCUUUGAUGACAAAUUCCAUCACCAUCAUCACCACCCCUGCCUGCCUGUCAGCAACGUCAUCGGUAGCUUUACUCUAAUGCGAGACGAUCGAGGUCUGGGGGGAAACUACUACACUUCGUACGGAAAAGACUUUGGUAUAGGACAGGGUCUGUCUUCUCCGCUGGGCAGUGCAGGAUUGGAGACUGCCAUGCAUGGCUAUGGUAGUCUAGGAAGUCAGAAUGGACACACUAGCCAGAUGCUUCCAGGUGGCCAUGAAGUCCAUAUGGGCAGCAAUGGGGGUAACAUCUGUCGAACAGUGGCAGACUUUGGGAGGGAGAUGUCACCACCCUCUCUGGGGGGCGAGCAUGGGGUCAGCCACCAGCUAAACAAAAUGGAUGCCCAUCAGCACACUCCCACGUACCACCCCCAUAUAUACAACCAGAGUUAUCAGCACCAUCUCCCCAGCCAACAGGCCACCAAGCUGGGGGAACACACCUCUUCCUCCCCAUCCUCUUCUGGUUCCAGCCUGGGAAGAGAUGGCAUGCUAACUGGUUCCCAGAACAGCGGAGCAGGAGAGGAGAUCAACACCAAAGAUGUGGCACAGAGAAUCAUCACAGAACUAAAGAGAUACAGCAUCCCACAGGCCAUUUUCGCUGAGAGGGUUCUGUGCAGGUCUCAGGGCACUCUGUCAGACCUGCUCAGGAACCCCAAACCUUGGGGGAAACUCAAGUCUGGCCGAGAGACCUUUAAGAGGAUGUCCCGCUGGCUACAGGAGCCAGAGUUUCAGAGGAUGGCCUCAUUGCGUCUGGAAGCUUGUAAGCGCAAGGAACACGAGCAGUCUAAGCUGGAGCGAAACCAGGGACCCAAGCGUACUCGGCUAGUCUUUACAGACCUGCAGCGUCGCACACUUUUGGCCAUUUUCAGAGAGAAUCACAGACCUACCAAAGAUCUGCAGAUUACAAUCUCCCAGCAGCUGGGCCUUGAGCUAUCCACCGUAAGCAACUUCUUCAUGAACGCUCGCCGGAGAAAUGUAAACCGGUGGACCGAAGAGGGCCGACCAUCCUCCACUGGCUCAUCGGGGUCCAGUACCGUCUCUCCUGCUGUGACCUGCUCCACGGCAUGAAAGGAAAACUAAGCGUUUUCUCUCUGGGCAGGUUUACCUGUAGCUAAGAGAGUUUGAGAUUUUUAAUCAAGGGUGUUUUUAUAUAGAAAUCAAAAGCAUAUGAAACCAAAGAUGAAGU
Messenger RNA from Xyrauchen texanus (razorback sucker), 1453 nucleotides. RefSeq names its product one cut domain, family member, like (gene onecutl). The record is from RefSeq and is a predicted model, not a curated record. Gene Ontology annotation, cellular component: nucleus. Gene Ontology annotation, molecular function: RNA polymerase II cis-regulatory region sequence-specific DNA binding; DNA-binding transcription factor activity, RNA polymerase II-specific. The transcript is spliced from 2 exons. NCBI's taxonomy places the organism in Eukaryota, Metazoa, Chordata, Actinopteri, Cypriniformes, Catostomidae. Gene Ontology annotation, biological process: regulation of transcription by RNA polymerase II. Bases 1 to 1335 code for a protein of 444 amino acids.